Messenger RNA from Talaromyces proteolyticus, 942 nucleotides. Its product is annotated as aromatic prenyltransferase. Gene Ontology annotation, molecular function: transferase activity, transferring alkyl or aryl (other than methyl) groups. Lineage: Eukaryota; Fungi; Ascomycota; Eurotiomycetes; Eurotiales; Trichocomaceae. The record is from RefSeq and is a predicted model, not a curated record. The transcript is spliced from 4 exons. The coding region runs from base 1 to 942 and encodes 313 amino acids. Gene Ontology annotation, biological process: alkaloid metabolic process.
AUGGCCUUCCACACGCAAACCCUAAUCCCGCUGAUGGGCCCAUACCCGCAAAUCUUCAAGGGCACCAUAACCCGCAGCGGCCUGCCCCUCGAAUUCAGCACAAACUACACACAGCAUAGCAGCGGCGAUCCAGUAUGGAGAAUUGGCUUUGAGCCCGUCGGUGCGCACUCCGGGACGGAGCGGGAUCUGUAUAAUCAAGUCGCCAUGAGCGAGUUGUUCACCCGUUUAAAGGAGUUGGGUUUGGCGGGGUACAAUACAACCCUCUUCGAGCACUUCAUUGCAAGACACACGUGCAAGGCCAUGGGCACUGACUUUGGGCGGCUAUUCAACGAGUCUAUUGAGCCGUUGCGCGAUAGUAUGGGCGAUCUUUCAGCCUUCAAUGUUAUCGACGAGUACAUGGAGCAGACGGAUGGGUAUAGCAACUUCGCGUUCCUCAGUUGGGACUGUGUUGCGCCUGCCAACUCGACGAAUAUCGUAACGUGGUCGAAGAUGGAGGAGAUUUGGACCCUGGGAGGCCGCUUAUCUGGCGAGACGACCAUGAGGGGACUAGGGUAUUUGAAGCGCCUGUGGCAACUUACGCAGAUUCGGGAUGGAUGCCGCGCCUUUACGGGCCGUUUCGAUAAUGGCACUGAUUCGACGCCUACGCCUCUUGUCUGGAACUAUGAGAUGAGGCCUGGGAGUCCUGAGCCUCUUUCUAAGGUCUACUUCCCAAUCCAUGGUGGGAGUGAUCUUACCAUUGUAAGGGGGCUGGCGACGUUUUUUGAGGAGAUUGGGCUUGUCGAACAGGGGAGGAGCUAUGAGCAAAACCCAGAGCGAGACUUGAGCAAAACAGCUUGUUUGACCUCUUGGAUCUCUUUUGCGUAUACCGAGAAGACUGGUGUGUACCUGAGCGUCUACUAUCACUCGUCUUCUGACUACCCAUGGACCGAUAAGGAGGAGUAG